Messenger RNA from Colius striatus (speckled mousebird), 1639 nucleotides. RefSeq names its product acyl-CoA thioesterase 7 (gene ACOT7). The record is from RefSeq and is a predicted model, not a curated record. Gene Ontology annotation, biological process: palmitic acid biosynthetic process; acyl-CoA metabolic process. Gene Ontology annotation, cellular component: cytosol; nucleoplasm; extracellular exosome. Gene Ontology annotation, molecular function: long-chain fatty acyl-CoA binding. The transcript is spliced from 10 exons. Lineage: Eukaryota; Metazoa; Chordata; Aves; Coliiformes; Coliidae. Bases 156 to 1166 code for a protein of 336 amino acids.
GGGUGGCGGCUCGGAGCGGCCCCGGCUGGGUGUCCCCGGCAGAGGAGCGGUGACUCCUUCCACUCCCAGCAGCACUUUAGGGCGGUUUCCACCGCCGCUCGCAGGAAGCCGCGAGCAGGCAGCGCCCAUGACGUUGCCGGCAUCAGCGUGGUGAGAUGGCCCAGCAGCUCAUCCGGAUCAUGCGCCCAGAUGACGCCAAUGUCGCGGGAAACGUCCACGGGGGAACCAUCCUGAAGAUGAUCGAGGAGGCUGGAGCCAUCAUCAGCACCCGCCACUGCAACUCCCAGGCCGGGGAGCCCUGUGUGGCCGCGCUGGCGCGGGUGGAGCGGACAGACUUCCUGUCCCCAGUGUGCAUCGGCGAGGUGGCCAACGUCAGCGCUGAGAUCACCUACACCUCCCGGCACUCUGUGGAAGUCCAGGUCAACGUCAUGUCUGAAAACAUUUUAACAGGGGCGAAGAAGGUGACGAACAAGGCGACACUGUGGUACGUGCCGCUGUCCCUGAAGAACGUGAACAAGGUCCUUGAGGUUCCCCCCAUCCAGUAUGUGAGAAAGGAGCAGGAGGAUGAGGGGAAGAAGCGUUACGAGGAGCAAAAGCUGGAUCGGCUGGAAACUAAGCAGAGAAAUGGUGACGUGAUCUUCCCCAUCAUCAACCCAGAUAGGCAGACGAAAGAGCCACACACUGUUGGCUACAGCCAGUCCAGCCUGAUCCAUCUGGUGGGCCCGUCGGACUGCACACUGCUGGGCUUUGUGCACGGAGGAGUCACCAUGAAGCUCAUGGACGAGGUUGCUGGGAUCGUGGCUGCCCGCCACUGCAAGACCAACAUUGUCACUGCCUCUGUGGAUGCCAUCAACUUCCACGAGAAGAUCAAGAAAGGCAGUGUGAUCACCAUUUCGGGGCGCAUGACCUUCACAAGCAAUAAGUCCAUGGAAAUCGAAGUCUUUGUGGAUGCCGACCCGUUUGUGGACGAGUCUCGGGAGCGGUACCGUGCCGUCAGCGCCUUCUUCACCUACGUCUCCCUGAGCAAGGAGGGGAAGCCCCUGCCUGUCCCACAGCUGCUGACCGAGACAGAGGACGAGAAGCGGCGCUUCGAGGAAGGGAAGGGCCGGUACCUGCAGACAAAGGCCAAGAGGCAGGCGCAGAUGCAGCAGGCUGCCCGGCAGUGAUCCCCCCCAGCGCUGCCCUCCGCUCCCGCAGCCUUCGCCCGGGUUCCCCUUCGUGUUGUGUGUGGUCCGCGCCGGCCCCGCGCCUCGGCCCGCCCCAGCCUGCGCCCCGGCGCCGCGGCUGCUUCGCUGCUGAUCGGUUUAGUGCUGUAGCCCUUGCGCUUGAGGCGGCUUAAGCGCCCCCAAAGCCUCCGGGAGCCGUCCCGGGUGCUGGCCGUCGGCCUCGGCAGCCCCGCGCUCAGCGUGUAACCCCGAGGCGCGGCGUGGGCCUCUGUGCCGCCGUGCUCAGAGCGUCGCCCGCACGCCCCACACCAAAGCUCCGAGCGCGGCCCGGGCCGCUGGGCACCGCACGGGAUGUCUCGGGACCAUGUCGUCGACAGCCUCUUAGGUAGUUCCUCUCUCGUGUGCACAUCUAAGUUAUUUACGGGAUCCUGUGGCGUGAAUAAAAACGAGUCUGUUUGUCGCUGACCGGAGCG